Molecule: messenger RNA, 3599 nt
Organism: Callithrix jacchus (white-tufted-ear marmoset)
Lineage: Eukaryota; Metazoa; Chordata; Mammalia; Primates; Cebidae
Gene: TBX4
Product: T-box transcription factor 4
Biological process (GO): regulation of transcription by RNA polymerase II; cell fate specification; angiogenesis
Cellular component (GO): chromatin; nucleus
Molecular function (GO): RNA polymerase II cis-regulatory region sequence-specific DNA binding; DNA-binding transcription factor activity, RNA polymerase II-specific
Source: RefSeq, a predicted model, not a curated record
GGACCAGCCGAUCGAUCGGUCGUUAGCGCCGAUCCCGCCGGGGCCCCAGACAUAGUCGGACCCAGCGCGCUGGCCCGGGCGGGCAGCUACCCCACUAAGGCAGCGGUCCCCUGUGCAGGGACUCCUGCGUUUCAGAGGCUCGGCGCCCCCGCUGACACGUGCGGGAGGCGGGUGCUGAUGCUGGCCACGUCCAGCGUGUCUCACUCCCUGUGGCUGUAGCCGAAUACCGGCCAGCCUGUCAGCCUUAUCUUUAUGGGUUUUUCCCAACCCGGACUGGCCCCGGCCCCUUUUUAUCUCCUCGGUUGCACUUGGCUUGUUUACUUUGCGAGGCCCUGGGAGUCGAAGUCUAGGCCGGGGAUGAGGAGGCCUCGGAACAGAAUGGGCGAGAGGCCUGAGCCCGGGGAUGCUCCCAGAGGGCCCGGGGAGAACGGAAAGAAGGAGAUGCUGCAGGAUAAAGGCCUGUCCGAGAGCGAGGAGGCCUUCCGGGCCCCGGGCCCAGCGCUCGGCGAGGCCAGCGCCGCCAACGUCCCCGAGCCCGCGCUGGCAGCACCGGGUCUCAGCGGAGCCGCGCUAGGCAGCCCCCCGGGCCCCGGGGCCGACGUCGCCGCCGCCACCGCGGAGCAGACCAUCGAGAACAUCAAGGUGGGGCUGCAUGAGAAGGAGCUCUGGAAGAAGUUCCACGAGGCGGGCACCGAGAUGAUCAUCACCAAGGCGGGCAGGAGGAUGUUCCCCAGCUACAAGGUGAAAGUCACGGGCAUGAACCCCAAGACUAAGUACAUCCUGCUGAUUGACAUCGUCCCCGCCGAUGACCAUCGCUACAAAUUCUGUGACAACAAAUGGAUGGUGGCAGGGAAGGCUGAGCCGGCCAUGCCAGGAAGGCUGUAUGUCCACCCAGAUUCUCCUGCCACGGGGGCCCACUGGAUGCGGCAGCUGGUCUCCUUCCAGAAGCUGAAGCUGACAAACAACCACCUGGACCCCUUUGGCCAUAUCAUCCUCAACUCCAUGCACAAGUACCAGCCGCGGCUCCACAUCGUUAAGGCUGAUGAGAACAACGCUUUCGGCUCCAAAAACACCGCUUUCUGCACCCACGUGUUCCCAGAGACCUCCUUCAUCUCUGUGACCUCCUACCAGAAUCACAAGAUCACCCAGCUAAAAAUUGAGAACAACCCUUUUGCCAAGGGAUUCCGGGGCAGUGAUGACAGUGAUCUGCGUGUGGCCCGGCUGCAGAGCAAAGAAUACCCUGUGAUUUCCAAAAGCAUCAUGAGGCAGAGGCUCAUCUCCCCCCAGCUCUCGGGCACACCAGACGUGGGCCCCCUGCUCGGCACCCACCAGGCACUCCAGCACUACCAGCAUGAGAAUGGGGCGCACUCGCAGCUCUCGGAGCCGCAGGACCUGCCCCUCAGCACCUUCCCCACCCAGAGGGACUCAAGCCUCUUCUAUCACUGCCUGAAAAGACGAGCAGAUGGUGCCCGCCACCUGGACCUCCCCUGCAAGCGAUCCUAUCUGGAGGCACCCUCUUCUGUGGGGGAGGAUCACUACUUCCGUUCUCCCCCUCCCUACGACCAGCAGAUGCUGAGCCCCUCCUACUGCAGUGAGGUGACCCCCAGAGAAGCCUGUAUGUACUCAGGUUCAGGGCCCGAGAUUGCUGGGGUGUCUGGGGUGGAUGACCUGCCCCCACCUCCACUGAGCUGUAACAUGUGGACUUCAGUGUCACCGUACACCAGCUACAGUGUGCAGACAAUGGAGACUGUGCCAUACCAGCCCUUCCCCACGCACUUCACCGCCACCACCAUGAUGCCUCGGCUGCCCACCCUCUCCGCCCAGAGCUCCCAGCCACCAGGAAACACCCACUUCAGCGUCUACAAUCAGCUCUCCCAGUCUCAGGUCCGAGAGCGGGGGCCCAGCGCCUCCUUCCCAAGAGAGCGCGGCCUCCCCCCGGGGUGUGAGAGGAAGCCACCCUCUCCGCAUCUGAAUGCUGCCAAUGAGUUUCUCUACUCUCAAACCUUCUCCUUGUCCCGAGAAUCUUCCUUACAGUACCAUUCAGGAAUGGGGACUGUGGAGAACUGGACUGAUGGAUGAGUCUCAUGCCUGCUUCACAGCCCCGGGACCGUGUUGCUCCAGUACUAACCUCUGUGGGUGGCCUGCACUACCAAGGAACACAGGGAGGUAUUCCAGAGGGAGUGUGUGUGUGUGUGUGUGUGUGUGUGUGUGUGCACGUGAGCAUGUAUGUAUGUGGAGAGCAUCUGUCUUCUGACAUACAACUGAGGUCAUGGCAAGGAAAAAAGAAACCACAAUUAUCUAAGAAGUGAUUUUGGCUACAGGACCUGGGUCCAUUGUAAUCUGACAUCUCUUAACAUGCCCAUGGAUGGGAUGGGAGUGGAGGGUUCAUAUGAGUGAUUCAGAGGGUUUUGUAAUUGUUGAUUUUCUCAGGGGCCAGGUGGUGAAGUCUCUCCAAUGGGGAAAGAUUCUCAUUGCUGGGUGUGAGGGCUCUGUGCACACCGUAGAGGUCCUGGCCUUCUAUUCGCAAGGGGAGCUGAGAAUCUUGUUUUGGUAGCUGGAGGCCCACUCCUUUGGUUUCUGACAAGUCUGGGAGGCUGCCUGAGAAUGGGCUCAGCUAAGCCACAAAGUGUACUUUAAGAAUGCAGCUGGCUGCUCAGUGAGUGGCCUAGAUAUUGAUUACCAGAGCUCAGAGGUCUGAGGGGUGACGAUUGGAAAGGGUCAUGUGCUAAAUGUCACCUGAGGGAUAUUUUUAAAGGUUUUUUUAUUUUUUCCUUCAAGAGGAGAAAAGAUGCAACCAGUAGCAUCUCUGUCAUCAUUCAGGUUUUGUAAUAAAGCACAGAGCCCUUCCCCCUAGAUCCCAAACAUACAGUCUGUCACUCUGGUGUGCGGAGAGUCAGCCUCCCAGGCACCAUACCAUCUGCAUCCUAUGAUGGGCAAUUAUGAAACACACCCCACCUGGCAUCAUCCCCCUGUUCUUCUCUCAGAAAAUCUAUGCUUCUGGAGCUAGAAAGCCAACAGAAAUAAAGAUAAUUGAGAAAAAUUCAUUUCUUCCAGUAAAUUCAGCCAGCGAGCUCAGAGGAGCAAAGAAAAUUCUCUAGCAUGGUGCUCACACAGUCCUCAGCCCUGCAUUUUAGCAUCAAACACCACCAGGCCAUCAGUGUGGCUGGGGUGAACUCUCCAUCAAACGUGGGAAAUCACUAAACUCUUUGCAUGCUGAACAGCUAUUUAUAUAUUAUAUAAAUAAAUAAAUAUAUUAUAUAUAUAUAUAUAUAUAUCUCACAAAUGCAGGCCACAUGUCAAAUUCAGCUUUGCUUUUUACAAAUGAAUGAACUUAAUAAAAAUGAACAUUGGAGGGGGUAUUUGGAAAGACAUCUAUUUAAAUUUUUAUUACAUGUUUGAUAUUAAAAACUAAAAAUGGUUUAGAUAAAACAUAUAAAUAAAUAAAUAUAUAUAUAUAUAUAAACACACACACACUACAGAUAAAGCUUUUUUAGAAAACACAUUAGCUAACAGGUGAUAUGAAACUUCAAGUGUUUUGUUAUAUAGCAUGGACGUUUUAUUUUGCAUAUCGGAACAUAAAGCCAUUUUACAACUGUGAA